AUGGCAGGUGAAGAAAUUAGUGAAGAUUAUCCACUAGAAAUUCAUGAGUAUUUUUUAACAUUAGAGAAUUCCAUUGGUGUUGUGAAUGAGAUGCUCAAGACCAUUAUGUCUGUUUAUAGAAAUGAGUUGUUAAAGAAGUUGGACCCACUUGGACAAGAAAAAGUGGAUUUAGUUUCUGUGUACACAUUAAAUUCAAUGUUUUGGGUUUAUUUGGUAAUUCAAAGAGUUAAUCCUAAGGACUAUCCAGUAAAGCAGGAAUUGGAAAGAAUCAGAUUAUACAUGAACACCUUCAAAGAAAUAACAGACAAGAAAAAGGCUGGCAAGCUGGACAGAGGUGCAGCUUCAAGAUUUUUAACAAAUGCCCUAUAG
Molecule: messenger RNA, 369 nt
Organism: Choloepus didactylus (southern two-toed sloth)
Lineage: Eukaryota; Metazoa; Chordata; Mammalia; Pilosa; Megalonychidae
Product: nuclear nucleic acid-binding protein C1D-like
Exons: 1
Coding region: 1-369 (122 amino acids)
Biological process (GO): regulation of gene expression; maturation of 5.8S rRNA
Cellular component (GO): exosome (RNase complex); nucleolus
Molecular function (GO): DNA binding; RNA binding
Source: RefSeq, a predicted model, not a curated record